Molecule: messenger RNA, 1862 nt
Organism: Microtus ochrogaster (prairie vole)
Lineage: Eukaryota; Metazoa; Chordata; Mammalia; Rodentia; Cricetidae
Product: zinc finger protein 431-like
Exons: 7
Coding region: 81-1862 (593 amino acids)
Biological process (GO): regulation of transcription by RNA polymerase II
Molecular function (GO): DNA-binding transcription factor activity, RNA polymerase II-specific; RNA polymerase II cis-regulatory region sequence-specific DNA binding
Source: RefSeq, a predicted model, not a curated record
CGGUUGCCAGGCUUUGCGGCGCUUGAGGAAGUCGGAAGUUGACAUUUUUGCAGGAUCGUGGGCUUCAUGUGGGGCAGAACAUGGUUGUACUCUGCAGCCAGGCUAUGAGUGGAGUGACCUAUAGUGAUGUACAUGUGAGCUUCACUCCGGAUGAGUGGGCUUUGCUGGACCCUUUCCAGAAGAAUCUCUACAAUGAUGUGAUGCUGGAGACCUUCAGGAACCUCACUGCUAUUGGCUACACAUGGGAAGAUUGUAGUAUUGAAGAGCAUUCUCAAAGUCCUAGAAGACAUGGAAGUCAUCUUGAAAGGCACAAAAGAAUUCACAUUGGUGAGAAACACCAUGAAGAUAUUCAACAUGAUGAAGCCAUUGCAUGUCACAGUCAAUUCCAAAUACAUAAAAGAACACAUACUGGAGAGAAGUCCUAUGAAUGCAACCAGUGUGGUAAAACUUUUGCAUGCCACAGUUAUCUCCAAAGGCAUAGAAGAACACAUACUGGAGAGAAGUCCUUUGAAUGUAAUCAAUGUCGUAAAGCCUUUUCACAAUACAGAUAUCUUCAAAGGCAUAAAUUAACACAUACUGGAGAGAAACCCUAUGAAUGUAAUCAGUGUCAGAAAGCCUUUUCACGACACAGUAAUCUUCAAAGCCAUAAAAAAACACAUUCUGGAGAGAAACCCUACGAAUGUAAUCAGUGUGGUAAAGCCUUUUCACAACACCGUUCUCUUCAAAGGCAUAAAGGAACACAUACUGAAGAGAAACCCUAUGAAUGUAGUCAGUGUUUCAAAGCCUUUUCUCGACACAGUUAUCUUCAAAAGCAUGAAAGAACACACACCGGAGAGAAAACCUAUGAGUGUGAUCAAUGUGAUAAAGUCUUUAUAUAUCCUAGUAAUCUAAACAGGCAUAAAAGAAUACAUCAUGGAGAGAAAGACUAUCAAUGUAAUCAAUGUGGCAAAACCUUUACACAUCAGAGCUUUCUUCUAAGGCAUAAAGGAACACAUACUGGAGAGAAACCCUAUGAAUGCAAUCAGUGUGGUAAAGCCUUUUCUCACCCCAGUCAUCUUCAAACACAUAAAAGAACACAUACUGGAGAGAAACCCUAUGAAUGCAAUCAGUGUGGUAAAGCCUUUACAUAUAUCAGAAUGCAGUGCUACCAAGGAUCACAUACUGGAGAGAAGCCCUGCAAAUGUAAACAGUGUGGUAAAGCUUUUACAUUUCCCAGUCUUCUUCAAAUGCAUACAAGAACACAUACAGGAGAGAAACCUUACAAAUGUAAGCAGUGUGAUAAAGCUUUUGCAUAUCCUUAUUAUGUUAAAAUUCAUGAAAAAAUACACACUGGAGAGAAACCCUACAAAUGUAAGCAGUGUGCUAAAGCUUUUAUGUUUCCCAGUGAUCUUCGAAAGCAUAAAAGAACACACACUGGAGAAAAAUCCUACAAAUGUCAUCAGUGUGGUAAAGCCUUUAUACAUUCCAGUCAUUUCUACAGGCAUGCAAGAACACACACUGGAGAGAAACCCUACAAAUGUCAUCAGUGUGGUAAAGCUUUUACAGCUUCCAGUGAACUUCAAAUACAUAAAAGGACACAUACUGGAGAGAAACCUUACAAAUGUAAGCAGUGUGGUAAAGCUUUUGCAUAUCAUAGUUACAUUCUAAGUCAUGAAAGAACACAUACUGGAGAGAAACCCUAUGAAUGUAAUCAGUGUGGUAAAGCCUUUGUAUGUCACCGUAGUCUCCAAACACAUGAAAGAACACAUACUGGAGAGAAACCCUAUGAAUGUAAUCAGUGUGGUAAAGCCUUUGUACAUCCCAGUAAUCUUCAGAGGCAUAAAAGAACACAUACCAGAAAGAAACCCUAUGAAUGUGACUAA